AUGGAUGCUUCAGAAGAAUUUUUAGAUGUAUGGGAUUUAGAUUAUUCCUCUUUAUAUAAAUAUGAUAUGGAAGAAAUAAGAGUAGAAAAUGAUUUAGGGUCUAGUAUUUUAAAAUCGGAUGAUAGUUGUGGAGAAACAGAGGAUUUGGAUUCGGAAAAAGGGAAAAAAGAAGAUUCGUCUAAAGAUGGAAUAUUUGAGUUUUCAUCAAAAGACAGCAGUUCAUGUUCAGAUGAGUUUUUGUUUGAGAAAUAUUUGAAUAAGAGUUAUGAAAAAUCUGAUAAUGGACAUGAAAUGGAUAAUUUGUUAAAUUUUGAAGUGGGUAGUUUUUUAGAAAUUGAGGGGGUAGAGAAAGAUGUAAAAUUGGAAGACAAAUCAAAUUCUAGUUCGUUUUUUUUUUCAUCAUUCAUUGAUUAUUAUUAUACGAAAAAUGAGAAUAAAGAUAAUAUUUUUACAGAAGAAAUGGAAUUUUUGGAUGAAUAUAUCAGAGAAUUUGAUAAGGAAAUCUUAAAACGCAGUACAUCUUCAAUUUUGAAUGAGACUAACAAGUCUUUUGCUAAAAAUAAUAUUGAACAUUCUUUAGAAAUUCCUAAUAGAAAUAUUCGAAGCUCUUUAAAAAGUUCAUCCAAUUCUGAUAUAGAUUUUAAGAAAUCAAUUAAUUCUGAAUUUGUUCGACUAACUGAAAUGCCCACUUCUUUUUGCCAAAUUGUAACGCCAUUCAGUGAUAAAGCAGAUAUUUCACAUCAGCCAAAAAGUUCUAAAACAUCUCUAUCUCCAAAAUCUCGUAAUUUUAUUUUUGGGGCUUCUGAUCUGGGUUCUAAAACGAUAUCUCCUACAGAACUUAAAUCUAUUAAAAAUAUGUAUGGAUUAUCUUCUUCGAAUUUUUUAAGUAAUGGUGUUUCAUGCUCUUAUAUAAAAGAUCUACCAACAAGGCUAUCUGUAAUAACUCGAAAAAUUACAGUAUUAGAUAAUUCUAUUCCCCCUGUACCUCCUAUACCUGAAGGUAUUUCUAAUUAUCAAUAUUCUAACAUAGGAAUAUCAAAAAUUGUCGAUAAAAUAUCUGAAAAAUCAGAGGAUACUCAAAAAGAUAAUGGCAAUAAUUUCUAUACUUUUUCAAAAAAAAAUUUAAAUAUCGAAUCAGGAAAAUGCCAAAAUGAUGUUAAGGUUGUUGAUGUUUCUCCAUCAAAUGCUUGUAUUUCGUCAAGUUCUACAUCUAGUGAAAUUAAUUUAAUUGCUUCAGAAAAUAAAAACGAAGAUAUCUCUAAAGAUUUUUCAAAAACCUUUUCUCCAUCGUCUUUUUUACCUAAAUUUGGUUUUAGAAAGAAUAAAGGCAUGAAGAAUUUUCGUAUUACUUAUACAAAAGCUCCUAUUUGUUCUGAAAACUUAAAGUUAUGCUUUUCUGAUGAUCAUUCUCAUUCAAACCAUACUAAUUCUAAUAAAAAUACAUAUAAAGGGCAAUCAUGUUUAUAUUCUGAUUUUAAGUAUGUUGGUUUUUCAAAAAAUGUUCAAAUUAAAAGUUUUUUGCCCAAAUUAAAGUCUAGUUUUGAAUGUUUAGGUGGAAAAAAGUCAAAAAUUAAUAAUUCAAAUCCUCUUUCAGAAUUAGCUAUAUCAAGAAUAUCACCAGGAUCUAAUUCAUUACGUAAAGUACAUAAAACCCCUUCUAAAAAUAAAGAGAGUAUUCCAUGUAAUGAAAAUAUUUAUUGUUCACCAGGGUUGUGUUCUACUAAUAAGUGUUUAUAUAAUAAUGAAUCAAAUAGGGAUUUAUUGCAAUCAGAUUUUGAUUUUAAUCAGUUACAUAUUGAUGAUAGUGAUAUUAUAAAGGAUGAAUUGGAUAGAUUAAGACUCAAAAGAGAGAAGAUUCAGGAAAAUAAGGAAUCAUCAGAUUAUUUAUCUGAUGAUAAAAGAUCUCCGAAAUCGGGAGUAGAAAGGAAACUUAUGAACUUUGAUGACAUUAAAUUAUUUUAUCAUUUAUUAACUUUUUACGAGAUGGGAGAAAUUAACAAUUAUAUAGGGUCUAUCUAUUUUAUUGGUCGUCCAGGAAUAAAGAAAAGAGAAUUUUCUACUUCAGGUGAUAAUGAUCUUGGGUAUGAUGAUGCUAGAGGAGAUUAUAUUAUUAUUAUAGGUGAUCAUAUUGCAUAUCGUUAUGAGAUUUAUAGUAUUCUUGGAAAAGGAAGUUUUGGUCAGGUUAUUAAGUGUUUUGAUUAUAAAAUAGGGCAAAUAGUUGCUAUUAAAAUUAUUCGAAAUAAAAAGAGAUUUCACUCCCAAGCUUUGAUUGAGACGAAAAUACUUAGAAGAUUAUCGGAAUGGGAUCCUAAUGAUGAUUAUUCUUUUAUAAAAUAUAUUGACCAUUUUUAUUUUCGCGAUCAUUUGUGUAUUGUUAUGGAAUUGUUGGAUAUAAAUUUGUAUGAGUUAAUAAGAAUAAAUGAUUUUAAAGGAUUUUCUCUCCCAUUAAUUAGAUGUUUUACAAAACAAUUGCUUCAAAAUUUGGUUUUUUUGAAAAAGCAUGGUAUUAUUCAUUGUGAUUUAAAGCCAGAAAACAUUCUAUUGUCUCAUGGAAUUGAGCCUAAUAUUAAAGUAAUAGAUUUUGGGAGUAGCUGUUUUGAGAAUGAAAAAGUUUAUACAUACAUACAAUCUAGAUUUUAUAGAUCUCCUGAGGUUAUUUUAGGUCUAAGUUAUGGAAUAUCAAUUGAUAUUUGGAGUUUGGGUUGUAUUUUAGCAGAAUUAUAUACCGGGUAUCCUAUAUUUCCUGGAGAAGAUGAACAAGAACAACUUGCAUGUAUAAUGGAAGUUCUUGGUAUUCCUGAAAAAUAUUUAAUAGAAAAGAGUUCCCGGAGAAUGUUAUUUUUUGAUUCAUCUGGAAAUCCUCGUUUUUCUGUUUCUUCUAAAGGAAGACGAAGAUUUCCUUCUUCGAAAACACUUUCUCAAAUAGUGAAAUGCAAUCAUAUAUCUUUUCUUGAUUUUUUAUCUAAAUGUUUAUUAUGGGAUCCAGAAUAUCGUUUAACACCGGAAAAAGCACUUGAACAUGAAUUUGUAACAAAAAUUGGAAACAUUUAAUACAGUUUGGCAAACCAUUUUUUACUUGUUUUUUUGGAUGAUUUUAUCUUGGUUUCUUGG
Messenger RNA from Pneumocystis murina B123, 3111 nucleotides. RefSeq lists its product as hypothetical. Gene Ontology annotation, molecular function: protein serine/threonine kinase activity; ATP binding. The coding region runs from base 1 to 3051 and encodes 1016 amino acids. The transcript has 8 exons. Lineage: Eukaryota; Fungi; Ascomycota; Pneumocystomycetes; Pneumocystales; Pneumocystaceae. Gene Ontology annotation, biological process: peptidyl-threonine phosphorylation; peptidyl-serine phosphorylation. The record is from RefSeq and is a predicted model, not a curated record.